AUGAGAGGUAAAGGUUUUAUUUGUGAUCUCAUGUUGAUUGCAUUGUAUGAUACACGAGCUUCACAUUCAUUCAUUGCAUUUGAUAAGGCUACUGAACUAGGGUUGAGAAUCUCAGACUUAGCUUUUAACUUGCAUGUGCAUACCCCGUCUCAAACAGUUGUAACUAGAUUAAGUUGUAGGCAGAUACCUUUCAAGAUCGAGGAUAGAUCUUUUGUUCAUGACUUAUUCUAUUUGCUUAUGCUUGGGUUGGAGAUGAUUUUGGGGUUUGAUUGGUUGUCAAAGAACCGAGUGCUGUUGGAUUGCUUUGAGCGAUCAAUUCACUUUAUGUUAGAAGGAAAAGGAGGAGUAGUUGUAGCUGAGGGAUCUUACCUGAACUCUGUAAUGGUGAAAUGUAGUGGAAAAGAAUGUCAGUUUUAUAUACUUUUAGCUACGAAUGCUUUAGGUGAUGAACAAAAGUUAGACCGAAUUUCGGUAGUUAGGGAGUUUUCCGAAGUGUUUUCUGAAGAUAUUCCCAAAUUUUCACCUCAAAGGGAAAUUGAAUUCGUGAUAGACUUGGUGCCGGGAGCCAGACCAGUGUCAAUUACACUGUAG
Molecule: messenger RNA, 591 nt
Organism: Arachis stenosperma
Lineage: Eukaryota; Viridiplantae; Streptophyta; Magnoliopsida; Fabales; Fabaceae
Exons: 1
Coding region: 1-591 (196 amino acids)
Source: RefSeq, a predicted model, not a curated record